Molecule: messenger RNA, 924 nt
Organism: Sorex araneus (European shrew)
Lineage: Eukaryota; Metazoa; Chordata; Mammalia; Eulipotyphla; Soricidae
Product: RAD52 motif-containing protein 1-like
Exons: 6
Coding region: 1-924 (307 amino acids)
Cellular component (GO): nucleolus
Source: RefSeq, a predicted model, not a curated record
AUGUCCCAAGCGGUCUGGAGUCCCUCUCGGACUCAGAAUCUGAAUGCAGUGAAGCUGAGGAGGGCUGAGGUGGUACCUUUCAUGGUUCCCAGCGAGAGUGACAAAACCCUGUCGGAGGGCAGGACGGGGUGUUCCGGGAAAGGCGCCCCGAGCCCUGACUUCCCACCGUGGCCCCGCACCCUGUCCUGUGCCAAGGGAACCCUGGCUGUCAGCUCGCCGCGACACUUUCUCCUGCUGCACCCCGGGGCCCGUGCCCCUGCGACGCUGCUGCAGCCCGGGCUUGCAGAGUGCAGCGUGCUGGGGAAGUGGCCCCCCGCGCGGGGCCGGGGCGUGUGCGGGGAGGGUGGGCCUCGGCCACGGACUCUGCGGUGGGUGACCGCGGCGGCCCCGCAUCGUUCUCUGUCCGCAGCCUUCUCCCGCUUUGGCCUCCUGUACGCGGUGCGCGUCUUCGCCAACGCUGCGGCCGCCCAGCAGGGUUCCUACGCCAUGGUCAAGUUUUAUUCUGCGCGCGCUGCUCACUCAGCCCAAGGGGCCUGCGGCCGGCAGCCGCUCUUCCAGUCCUCUCCGCUGAAGAUUCGUCUCAGCAGACAUAAAGCAGUUCAACAUCGUGCCCUUGCCCUAAACAGCUCCCAAUGCCAGGAACUGGCAAGCUACUAUUUUGGUUUCAAUGGAUGGUCUGAAAGGAUUGUCAGGCUUCAGGAUCUUUCUGACCUCGAAGAAAGGGAAAAUGAAGAUAUUGUGGCACCACUUCAGAAGCAAAGCAUGAAGAUCUUCUGUGCUUUAGAGGUGGUAUUGUCACCCUUUGAUUGCAAGAGCCCUGGAGUUGGCAUAGCCAAGGAGACUUUGGAUAAACUGGAAGAAAGUGGUAAAAUACCUGUGGAAUAUAGGCCUUUUGAGGAGCUGACUGAUGCCAGAACUACAUGA